Molecule: messenger RNA, 562 nt
Organism: Cydia fagiglandana
Lineage: Eukaryota; Metazoa; Arthropoda; Insecta; Lepidoptera; Tortricidae
Exons: 2
Coding region: 86-562 (158 amino acids)
Source: RefSeq, a predicted model, not a curated record
ACUAUAAGUGAUUAAAGAUCGUACAACAGUGUAGUGCAAUAAAAUAUAACACUUAAGAUCUCUAAAGUUAAAUUUAAAGCUCAAGAUGCGUAUCAGAAAGAAACCCGAUUUACGAAUACAAAUACCGUCAUACCCUCAUGAUUUCGUCGAAAUGCCUCCUGAAACUAGACGGAGAAUAUUAGAAGCGACCACACCAAACACCGCUAGAACUCCAACUGAUAUACCAUUCAUAGAUGCAGAUACUCCACAAGCACAAUUCCAAGUUGGCGAUCCUUUGUCUCCUAUAGAUGGACCUCAGCUUGAAGGGGGAUUUAGAGCUUCAACCCCUACAGUCAAGAUUGUAGAGCCAGAGGAAAUUGAACUUAAAAGGGCAGAGAAUAAAGAUGAAAAAGGUGAUAAUAAAGAUGAAAAAAAUGAAGAAGCUGAAAAUCCGGUGCAGUAUAGGAAGAUGAGGAAUUCGAUAUCAAUGCCACAUGGACUGCAUGAUUAUGAGUUGGAGCAGUUGAGGAGGGAACAUGAAGGCAGAGUGAGUAGAAUUUUUCAUGCUUUAGAUUUGUCUUGA